Zootoca vivipara (common lizard) is the source of this 3615-nucleotide messenger RNA. RefSeq names its product potassium voltage-gated channel subfamily H member 6 (gene KCNH6). The record is from RefSeq and is a predicted model, not a curated record. Gene Ontology annotation, molecular function: inward rectifier potassium channel activity. Gene Ontology annotation, biological process: potassium ion transmembrane transport; membrane repolarization during cardiac muscle cell action potential; regulation of heart rate by cardiac conduction. NCBI's taxonomy places the organism in Eukaryota, Metazoa, Chordata, Lepidosauria, Squamata, Lacertidae. Gene Ontology annotation, cellular component: plasma membrane.
AUGCCUGUCAGGAGGGGGCACGUUGCCCCCCAGAACACCUACUUGGAUACAAUCAUCAGGAAAUUUGAAGGACAAAACCGCAAGUUCCUUAUUGCCAAUGCUCAGAUGGAGAACUGUGCCAUCAUUUACUGCAACGAUGGUUUCUGCGAGAUGUUUGGCUACUCCCGGGUGGAGGUGAUGCAGCGCCCCUGCACCUGCGACUUCCUCACUGGGCCUGACACAACGCACAACUCCAUUGCGCAGCUGGGGCAGGCAUUGCUGGGAACCGAUGAGUGUAAGCUGGAGAUCCUCUACUACAGGAAAGACACAUCCUGUAUACGCUGUUUGGUGGAUGUGGUCCCAGUCAAGAAUGAAGAAGGAGUUGUCAUCAUGUUCAUCUUGAACUUUGAAGACCUGGCAGCUCUCAUAGCCAAAAGUGCCCGGCAGAGUCUACACCAGCGCUUGUCCCAAGGUUGGCGAACAGGUCAAAAUACGAGCUUGAAGUUUAGUCUCCCGCCCCUACAACGUCUCACACUGCGGCGGAAAUCUCUGACUGCCACUGAGUUUGAUGGAGUAGCCAUUGACUAUGGAAAGCCUGGAGGGGACUCCUUAAAGCUGAGGGAGUUGAAGACUGUGCCCAUGGAGAACUGUGUCCAAUCUGAGACCGAAGCACUGCUGGGGAAGGAGAGGAGAUCGAGCCUGGAGACGGCAUCUGACACUGAAGUGCGACACUCCGCCCCAGCGCAAGAGCUACCUUCUCUAGGGCUUCGAGGGCCGCGCCCUGCCAGGGGUUUGGGCCGGUUCCAUCUUGGGGGCAGCUUCCAUAGCCUCCGCCAGGUCUCCUCCUUGGAGAGUUUGGAGGCUGCAAGGUCUGAGUUCCAGAGAAAAUUCAGGGAAAGGAGGGCAAACUCAGAGGCGUCCCAUGUCAAGCCCAACCAGAAUUCCACGUCAGACUCCGACCUUAUGAAAUACAGGACAAUCAGUCAGAUCCCCCAGUUCACCCUCAACUUUGUGGAGUUCAACCUAGAGAAACAUCGUUCAGGCUCUACCACGGAGAUUGAAAUCAUCGCACCCCACAAGGUGACAGAGCGCACGCAGAACGUCACCGAAAAGGUCACUCAGGUCCUGUCCCUGGGAGCCGAUGUCCUCCCUGAGUACAAGCUGCAGGCACCCCGCAUCCACCGAUGGACCAUCCUGCACUACAGCCCCUUCAAGGCCGUGUGGGACUGGCUGAUCCUCCUGCUGGUCAUCUACACGGCUGUUUUCACACCCUACUCUGCUGCCUUCCUGCUGAACGAAGAGCAGGAGGAGAAUAGCUCGGACUGCGGCUACGCAUGCGACCCGCUCUACAUCAUUGACCUCAUUGUAGACAUCAUGUUUAUCGUUGACAUCAUCAUCAACUUCCGCACCACUUAUGUCAAUCUCAACGAUGAGGUAGUAAGCCACCCAGCAAAGAUCGCCAUCCACUACUUCAAGGGCUGGUUUCUCAUCGACAUGGUAGCUGCCAUCCCCUUCGACUUGCUCAUCUUCCGCUCUGGAUCAGAUGAGACAACCACCCUGAUAGGGUUGCUGAAGACAGCGCGACUCUUGCGCCUGGUGCGAGUUGCCCGCAAGCUGGACCGCUAUUCCGAGUACGGGGCCGCUGUGCUCUUCCUGCUCAUGUGCACUUUUGCCCUCAUUGCUCACUGGCUGGCCUGCAUCUGGUAUGCCAUUGGCAACGUAGAGCGGCCCUACAUGGAGCAUAAGAUUGGGUGGCUGGACAACCUCGGCGACCAGAUUGGCAAGCGCUACAACGACAGCGACCUCUCUUCUGGCCCCUCCAUCAAGGACAAAUAUGUGACAGCCCUUUACUUCACCUUCAGUAGCCUCACCAGCGUGGGCUUUGGCAACGUCUCCCCCAACACCAACUCCGAGAAGAUCUUCUCCAUCUGUGUCAUGCUGAUUGGUUCUCUAAUGUAUGCCAGCAUUUUUGGCAAUGUCUCUGCCAUCAUACAGCGCCUGUACUCGGGCACGGCUCGCUACCAUACCCAGAUGCUGAGGGUGAAGGAGUUCAUCCGUUUCCACCAAAUCCCAAACCCGCUGCGCCAGCGGCUUGAGGAGUAUUUCCAGCAUGCUUGGUCCUACACCAAUGGAAUCGACAUGAAUGCGGUGCUGAAAGGCUUCCCCGACUGCCUGCAAGCUGAUAUCUGCCUCCACCUCAACCGCACCCUGCUCCAAAACUGCAAGGCCUUCCGAGGAGCUAGCAAAGGCUGCCUGCGGGCCCUGGCCAUGAAGUUCAAGACAACCCAUGCGCCACCCGGGGAUACACUGGUACAUUACGGAGAUGUCCUCACCACUCUCUAUUUCAUCUCGCGCGGCUCCAUUGAGAUCCUCAAGGAGGACAUUGUGGUGGCCAUCCUAGGGAAGAACGACAUAUUUGGGGAACCUAUCAGCCUCUACGCCAGGCCUGGGAAAUCCAAUGCAGAUGUCCGAGCCCUCACCUACUGUGACUUGCAUAAAAUCCAGCGUGAGGACCUCCUGGAAGUCUUGGAUAUGUAUCCAGCCUUCUCAGAUAAUUUCUGGAGCAAUCUGGAGAUAACUUUCAACCUGAGAGAUGCAGACAGUGUUCCUCGGUCCCCCCUCAGUGAGGAAUAUGCAUGCAACUAUCGUCGAGCCCGGCGCCGUAAGCAUUCCCUCUGCAAAGCGAACAAAAUAGACUCGGAUAACUUGGAUGCAGGCAUCUCAGAUCCUGAGCAGUACCACGCGUACUCGGAGCUCACACAAUUGCAGCGUCCGCACAGCAAGGACCAUUGGGAUGAUAUGUGCAGCACUACGACACCCUGCUCCCAGACCAGUGAAGAGGAGGCCAAGAUGCCUAGCCCCACGAAGAAUGAACCUUUCACAAACGGUGAAAACGCCAGAUACGGCCCAGCUGUGGUAAACCUGGUCCCAGAUGCCAUUGACGUUGACAAACUGGUGACUGAUGACAGCCUGUCCUAUGCAGCAACGCCAUUGGAUGUUUCCAACCUGUUCACAUUCUGGGAAGACAAGAGGCCUAAUUCCCUUACAGAGCCUCUCCAGCACAUGUCCUUGGUUCACAGCCCUUUGGACAUGCCUCCCAACUCUGAUGACAGACCGCGACAGAUUGAAUCCAAGCUGGAGUGCCUGCAGGCCCAGCUCAGCAGGCUGGAGUCCAGGAUGUCUUCUGACCUGAACCUCAUCCUGCAGCUGCUGCAGCGACAGCUGUCUCAAGUGCCGCCUGCGUAUAGCACUAUCUCGCCAUCCUCCCACAACCUGGCUUUGUAUAGCAUGAGCCUGCGGAGCACAGAACCUGAAACUCCACUAGGGGAAGAGGAACUGACUCCCACAAAGACUCCGAGUGACUUGGAAAUCGAGAAGCUGCAGCUGAAAUCCAGGGACUCGUUGUCAAGUGGUGUACACCUGACUGUGGCUUCUGAUGAGACCAUGACAAUCAGCUCUGAGCAAGAACAUUGCUCACAGACCCUGCCAAACCUGGAGCCUCACCGGAGGGCACCGGGCAACCAGGGACUUUUCCAAGGAUCCCGUUUCCCUUCCCUUCCUGAGCACCUUGAGGCACAUUCGGAGCACUUGGACAUUCAGAGACACCUCUCUGACCCUUUGCUUCCUGGGAGUUAG